UCGCCCGAGAAGGACGGUCACACUGCUGAAAAUAUCCUAGUACUCAUAGUGUCCUGGUAGUUCGUAGAAAAUAAACUUAAAAAUGUUAAGGUGUUUGUGUUUUUUCGCGGCUGUGUUCAGUGUGAGAUCUGCUUCGGCCCCAUUCAUCACACCAUGCAAGCAAGGUGAUGCAGCAUGCCUCAAAUCAUCGGCCCAGGCCGCCUUGCCGAUCAUCGCGCCAGGCAUCCCAGAGCUGGGCAUCAAGCCCCUGGACCCCCUGAGGCUGGACCUCGUCAAGGGGGACCAGGGAGGGCUCCAGCUGUCGUUCAGAGACACAGUCCUCACCGGCAUGAAGGGAUGCACGGUUGAGAACGUCAAGCAUGACCUAACCAAGGGCAAAUCCUUGGUGGUGAUCAAGUGCUCGGUGAACCUCCAGGGCAACUACAAAUUGGGAGGGCAACUUCUGAUCCUACCCAUCCAGGGUGAAGGGAAAUACACAAUCAACAUUCAGGACAUAGUGAUAAAGACAUACAGCGACAUCACAACAGUCGAGGGCGCGGACAGCAAGCCGCACUGGCACAUCACAGACUGGCGCAACAGCUACCAGGUCAAGACCGGCACGCAGUUCCAGUUUGAUAACCUCUUUAACGGCAACAAAGUUCUUGCCGUCCCCGUCCAUGACUUCGUAAACAACAACUGGAGGGAGGUGAUGCAGGAGAUUGCGGGGCCCAUCGUGCGCGCCAUAGUGGCCGCGGUCGUGGAUGACGUCGAGGCGCUCUAUAAGGCGGUACCAGCCGAAGAACUAUUUAUUGCGUAAAUUGGCUCGUUAGACAUUGUAUUAAUUUAGAACAAAGUGUAAUAAUUAUAGCCUGACCAGGAACAUAAAAACCCUGGCAUAGAGGCGCGUCGAUUGCAUUUGAUAGUACAACACUGAGUACAGUCGUACCUGUGUUAAAUUAAUAGGCUAACUUUAUGUAUCAGGAUUCAGGAUUACGGGCUAAUUUGAUAUUUUCAUAAAUUAACGAAAAAAUAUUAUUAUAGGUAACCUGGUUUAAAUAAAUUAAAUGAAACCAUCAAUCGAGCUAGUAGGAUUUAUUUUAUUAUUCAUCAAUAAUCUAAUUCAGAACAUGAAUAUUCAACUGCAAUGUCUGCUCAUGAACGCUUCAAACUCGGUAGGGUAAGUGCGUUAGUUUUCGUCCAAUUAUCGGAGUUGCCAACUUUGUGAUGCGAAAUGAAUAUCUUAAAAUACCCUUACUCAUAUGUAUCAUAUGUCAUUUUAGUCCUUAUAUAGUCUACUUUACGUUAAUAUUAUAUGACAAUAAGUAAAUACCACGGGUUUUUUUAUAAAAAAUAUUUUAUGCAAAAGAGGCGAUUUCACUAGUUUUCGUCCAAAAAAAUCAGUUUUCGUCCUAGUGUACGCUAGUUUUCGACCACUGUGUAGAAAAAAGGGUGCAGUUGAAUUAUUAACUUAAAACCAAUUCUACAAUACAAUAACUAUGGAUUGUGGUAUAUCAUUUGAAAGGUAAUUUUGUUAGCUUUCAAAUGAUAUCAAAAAGAUUUAAAUAAGUUUCUUACCUAAAUUUAGGAAAAUAUUGCAAUAGGUCGAAGGACAAAUGGACGAAAACUAAUCUACAGGAAUACCUAAUUUUGGUUUUCGUUCACCCCAGUGCUUGCUCAUGACGUCAUGGACGGAAACACAACAACGUUUAAAGCUGUUUUUUGUUUUCGUCCACAUUUUUUUUAACGGUUUUUAUGGGUUUAUCACUGUUAAAAAGUGGACGUAAACUAAAAUGUUUAAUGUAAUAGCAAUACAGAUCAUAUUGGAAGAAAAAACAUUGUAUUUUGUAGGUCCAUUGAAGUAAAAUGAUUAUUAAAAAUAUUGACUAGGUGUCAGGGUUUCCGUCCACGUGGACGAAAACCAAAAUCUUGCAAAAUUGUUAUGCUAGUAUUAGUCCACUUAAUUAUCUAAGAUUUCUGUACAAAAACUUUAAUAAACCCUUAAAAUAGUGUUUAUUAUGCUAAUAAUUAGACAUACGUGCCAAAAACAUUACGUAAAGUAGCUAAAACAGUAAUUAAACAUAUCAUGAAAGUUCCCUACCGGCACGUUUUUUUUCUAACUUGACGACGUUUUCCAUUCACCUGUGUGCAGCAGCAACUUCCGUAGAUUUUUUUGGAGUUAUUACUUGUCAAAUUACAUUUUCAUGCAGGCAGAACUGUUACUUAGAUAUUAUAGAUUAUAACAAGUCCAAACUUGCACGGAAAGUUAGGUUUGUAUUCUAAUUUUCCGUAUUUGUUUGUGGCAAGUCGGUCAAAUGGACGAAAACAGGAGCUGGACGGAAAACCGGCACAAUUACCCUACUUCUUUCCCAAUUCCAUAAAAUUCAACACUUAGAAAGUGACAAAAAAUUUUAAAAUAGGUAGUUGAAACAAACCACAGCUAAUUUUCAUAGUGGACUGUACUAUACGAUAAACAUGUCAGUCAAUUUGACAACCUUUGUCAGAAACAUUAUUCAAUGAAAAUAUUGUCCGAACCCUUAGUAUUUCUCUUCGACAAAUACUUUAACACAUAGUGAACCACUUUUCCUUCACGACUAUAAAAAGAUUUUAGCAAUUUAAUU
This is a messenger RNA of Ostrinia nubilalis (European corn borer), 2597 nucleotides long. Its product is annotated as protein takeout-like. The record is from RefSeq and is a predicted model, not a curated record. NCBI's taxonomy places the organism in Eukaryota, Metazoa, Arthropoda, Insecta, Lepidoptera, Crambidae. The transcript is spliced from 5 exons. The coding region runs from base 83 to 796 and encodes 237 amino acids.